This is a messenger RNA of Aethina tumida (small hive beetle), 2252 nucleotides long. RefSeq names its product putative inorganic phosphate cotransporter (gene MFS3). Gene Ontology annotation, biological process: transmembrane transport; monoatomic anion transport. The coding region runs from base 160 to 1668 and encodes 502 amino acids. The record is from RefSeq and is a predicted model, not a curated record. The transcript has 8 exons. Lineage: Eukaryota; Metazoa; Arthropoda; Insecta; Coleoptera; Nitidulidae. Gene Ontology annotation, molecular function: transmembrane transporter activity.
GAUAUCUUGAGCGCGAAGGGCACACCAGGGUCAUCACGGACGGACGCCGAUCCAGUCUUCAGGCAGACGUCGUCGACGCACCGGCGAUUCAGUAUUAGCCACGCGAUCCACGAUCGACUACCAAACAACAUACGUUGGCUCCAAACGAGGUAAUCCACCAUGGUGAAGGAAGUUACUGCCCGUGGUAACCUUUGUGGGGACAAAAUAACAACGAGAUACAUUAUUGCAAUAUUGGGCUCUUCCGGCCUGGGCAUCAUCUAUGGGUUGAAGGUGAACCUUCAUGUUGCCAUUGUCAGCAUGGUGAAUCAUACCGCUUUGGAGGCUGGAGGUGACGUUGGUCAUGGUGCCAAAUCCUCGGCCGAAUCAUGUGCUCCCGAAUCACUCUCAAACGAUACCUCAUCAUCACAUGCCGAGGAUGGUCCUUUUGCAUGGUCUACCUCUAUUCAAGGUCUCCUUCUUAGUGCUUACUUUUGGGGUUAUAUAGUAGCUCAGGUUCCCGGAGGCAGAAUAGCAGAAUUGCUUAGCGCAAAAUGGGUUAUGUUCUUUUCCGUCGUUAUCAACGUCGUUUGUUCCUUGUUGACGCCGUUAAUGUCGAGUCUUCAUUUUGGCGCUCUAAUAGCAAUGAGGAUAGGCCAAGGUAUUGGCGGUGGUGUGACAUUCCCAGCCAUGCAUGUAAUUUUGGCCAAAUGGGCACCGCCGAAUGAGAGGAGUGUGCUUAGCAGCAUUGUUUAUGCCGGAACCGCCCUAGGUACAGUGAUAUUCAUGCUCAUUUCUGGACUGAUCGCCGGUAACUUGGGAUGGGAAGCUGUUUUCUACAUUGAAGGUGGAUUGGCUAUGAUCUGGUUGGUGUUUUGGGUGAUUUGCUCAGCUGAUACUCCCCAACAGGCCAGGUUCAUCAGCCAAGAAGAAAGGGAUUACAUUACUACGUCACUUAAUCAGGGCGGAGAGGAAGAAGGAUCUUCACAUAAAUCACCACCAUUCCCAUGGAAGAAAGUUUUUACUUCUCCUGCGUUCUUGGCCAUUUUGAUCGCCCAUACCUGCUCAAACUGGGGAUGGUACAUGGUUCUUAUUGAACUUCCAAUGUACAUGAAAUCAGUCCUCAGCUUCAAGAUCAGUGAAAAUGCAGUUUUGACCGCCGUACCCUUCUUGUGCAUGUGGGUCUUCAGCAUGGUCCUCAGUAAAAUCCUCGACACUCUUAGGGCAAAAUCUAUUAUCAACACAACCGUCGCUCGUAAAAUAGCCACCUGUGUUGCCAGCGUUAUACCUCUCUUCUGUUUUAUUGGACUGUGCUACAUUGGAUGUAACAGAGGUGUAGCUGUAGCUUUAAUGACGAUUGCUGUUAUGUGCAUUGGCGGAAUGUUCUGCGGCUUCCUCUCCAACCACAUUGACAUCGCUCCAAACUUUGCUGGUACUUUAAUGGCUAUUACCAACACAGUUGCAACGAUUCCAGGCAUUCUUGUGCCCAUGUUUGUUGGUAAACUCACCGAGAGUGACCCUGGCAUUGGUUCAUGGAGGAUAAUCUUUUGGGUGACCAUCGCUCUGUACAUUAUUGAGAUUUUAGUUUACGUUAUCUUUGGUUCAGGAGAAGAACAAAAAUGGAACAAAGUCGAAGGAGAUACCGGCGAAUCUCAGCCUCUAAAGGCGACACAAAGUAAAGACCCAAAAUAAGUUUCACUUAUCCGCACAAUAUAAACAUCAAUGUUUUAAAGUAUUAAUUAAAUUAUUAAUAAGUAGUCAAAUUGAUGUUUUAAAACUAAAUAAUAUAUUCUGGAACAACAGCGUAGUUCAAAUGUAUUUAAACAUCUUAAAUUCAGUGACUGAUCAAACUCGAAAGUAGCAUUUUCACGCUUAUGCAUAUUUACGAACAAGACUGAGAAACUCAUCAAUAAAAUCAUGUAUAGGUAGAAGCAGCAUGAAUGAAUCUAUAGUCAUACAAAACCACAAAUUAACUGCCAGUUAUAUAAAGAUUUCGAAUAAAAUUGCGACGCUUAUGAGUUUGACUUGUUACUAAUAUGUAUUUACACACAACCGUGUAAUUAAGUGCUUUUAUUAUAUUAUUUUAUACUCAAACAUAUGCUACUAAAAUAAAAAAACGUUGCAUAUGUAAACUCAGAACAUGUUAAUGUGUAAAAAAAAUACACAGGUAUCUGUACAUAUUUUAUUUUAGUAAUAGAUAAUUUAUAUAGUGUUAUGUAUUUUCGUGUAUUUUAUUCAGUGUGCUAAAAAAAUCUAUAUGUAAUAUAUUUUACAAA